GUUUCCGUCACUGAUGUUUAUCUAGUUUGAAAACAAUGCACCGAAUGCAUAUUUAAUAUUUAUUUUUAAAAUAUUACAGCAUAUCUAAAAUUUGACCAUGUACUAUUGCUAAAGUGAUAUUGACCUUCAAGUCGUUGUGUAUGGCACAAGAUGAUAAAUAACACAGGCUUCUCAGAGCUGAGAACAAGACUUGUAUAAAAUAAAAUUUGAGUCAUGUAUGGAAGUUCAAACUCCCAGACUAAACGGCGCAAGAAGCGUUUACUACAAGCAACAAAAACAGUGACAGUAGUUCGUGGCAAGUUGGGCUAUGGUUUCACUAUAUCUGGCCAAAACCCCUGCAUGUUGAGCUCUAUUGUUGCUGGUAGCCCAGCACAAGCAGCAGGGCUGAAGCCUGGGGAUCUCCUCUACUUUGUCAACGGACAGAAUGUCAGCAGAGCCUUCCAUGAUGAUGUUGUGCGCAUGGUAGGGCUCUCCACAGGAUCAUUAGUUUUGCAGGUUGCAGAAAAUGUAAACAGCUCCGAUUCCUCUGAUGAUGACUACCCACCUCGCAGCAAGUCACGCUACCCAAAUAGAGUUCGGCCUCGCAAGAAUCAUGGGGAUAGAGUUUCUAAAUAUGACCGGGCUUCACGACAAGCUGACAACUUGCCAGCUCAUCAGCGCCAGUACGCCCCCCAGGGUACAGAGUCAGACUUGUCCUCCAGCCUUACAUCCCAGGAGGACCACGGCUGGACCCAGGGCUGGCCCAGGGUCAACCAGAGAGCGGCCCCAGAAGCAGGGCGAGGGUUCACCUAUACUGCCGUACAAGAUGGCCCUGUCAUCUCUACAGCCAAGAAAGUCUCCUCUGCCUCUGCUGUAGUCAAGAAGGUCCCUCCCAUGUCAGGACAGUCAGCUGAGACACACCCCUCCGUCUUACACAAUAAAAUUGUUGAUCCAGUACCAACUCCCCAGAUAGAAAAGUUGAAUGUUAGGGCAGAGAAGGAUGGUGAAGAGGUCCUGCUGCCGUUGGUGGAGCCUCUAAAAGCUGUUGUGGGCUACAUUGGUUCAAUAGAAACUCCAAGUUCUCACACUCGCCCACACCAGCGCCUCCAAGCCUUACGCAAUGCAGUUAGAAGGCUGAGAGUAGAGAAGAAGGUUCACACCCUGGUGCUGAUCCAGGUCAGCCAGACGGCUGUUACCCUAACCAAUGCACUGGGCAAGCAGCUAGCCCUGUACCCCAGUGACCGUAUCGCCUUCAGUGGGAUCUGUCCAGAUGACGAGCGCUUCUUUGGGCUGGUGACCCUGAGUUUACCUGAUGAUGACACCAGCAGCUUGCUGGAGGGGGGAGGAAACACAAGCUUCCCUAACUCUUCCUGUCAUGUCUUUAUGAUUGAACCAGAGUUAAGUCCCCACAGUAUGCACCUGCAACAAGCUGAAGCCUUCCACAUCAAGUGUAGCAGACAGUCCUUGGUCUGUGAAGAGUUUCCCAGCUCGGCCACCUCACUGAUCCUGUCUAUAGCCAGCCUGUACCGUCAUGGACCGCCCAGAAAAUUUGACAGCGAAAUAGUUCAGUCUCAAGCUUUUGCUGACCCCAUGAGGCAAGCAGAGCGCAGCAAUAGUAUUGCUAGCAGCAAUGGGAACAACAGCACCAGUGACAGUGGGCUGGGACUAGCUAGAGAGGAGGCCCCCCUGGAGCAGAAUGAACAGAUCUGUGUUGUGGACCUCCCAUGUGACAGACAGUUAAACGCCAGCUGUUUCUCAGUAGACACAAGUGUCUUGUCUACUCAAGGCCAUCUCUCUCCAGAAGUGGACGUGGUCAACCACACGCAGGGGUCAGCCACACCUCGGAGGCCAUUGUCAGCUUUUGAUCCCAGAAGAGGUUUGAACAACUCCAGCAGCAGUGAGGAGUGCUGGCACCAUGUCAACAAGCUGAACCCCAGGGCCAUGCCAGACCCCGCCUACCCCGGGGCGCAGAGUGUCAGCCCACUGCCCCAGUCUACAGAAAACUUGAGACAAAGCAUGCAGCGCCUGUUGCAGGCUCGCCAGCAGCAGCUGCAGGAGCAGAACUGCAUGCUGGGUAGUGAUGGCGAGUCCCACGUGGGGGACCCAGUUCUCUCCCUCUCUGUGGCUGAAGAUGGGCACGCUGUGCUUGAGGGCAGCGUUGGGCAGAAGGUGCAGGCGUUGUUUGCUGCCCCUGUUAGCGUGCCAUCCACUGCCUCCGUCAGGUCAGCCUUCCAAGUGCCCAGACCCGUGUCAGCCCCACCUGUCAAGCACAGGUUCCACACCCAGCCAGAAACUGUGGACUUGGAGACUCUGGGCAAGCUCAGCCCCAGGGCCUACCCCAGCGCCUCACCCAUGGCAGUUUUUCGCUCUCCAUCCGCACCUCCGGCCCCAUUUUUCCCACAUCGAGAUUCUGAUGAGGAUGAGGAUGAUGAUGCAAGUGAUAAAAGUGAAGAUGACCCUUACAUACGCCAGAUUUUAGAACAAUUCAGCCGAGACAAGAUCUCUGCCUUAGAAGGAGAAAGUCGCAGAUUUUCAGAAGGAUUUGCUCUUUCAAAAAAGCGAGAGAAACAUGACGUAACAAACCCAGGCAAGUGGACGGGAUCAAGACGAGCUCAGUACAGCAUGCACAAACAAUCCUUCAGCCAGUCUCACGAGUCACUGGCUGUAGGUGAGGAAGUUGUCCCUAGCAACCAUAAACUGCUGAGUGCGUGUAGUGUCAGCAACAUUGCCUGUCAGACGGAGCAUGGACAAAUGGACAAGGCUGGCAGGGUGGCCAGUUGGGCCGUUCACUUUGAUCAACUGUUGAGAGAUCCUAUUGGGAUUGGGAUAUUUACUGAAUUCUUAAGAAAAGAGUUCAGUGAAGAAAACAUAAUCUUCUGGAAAGCUUGUGAACAAUACAGACAGCUGGUUGAUGACCAGGAGAGGAAGUCUGAGGCCAGGGCCAUCUACAGCAAGUAUUUAUCUGCCAAGGCCAGUGACCCAGUCAAUGUGGACAGCACAGCCAGGUCCUAUUCGGAGAAGUUCUUGGACAACCCAACAUCCAUCAUGUUUGACAUUGCCCAACAACAGAUAUUUCAACUCAUGAGACAGGACAGUUACGCCAGAUUUCUAAAGUCAGAGAUCUAUAAAACAAAGUUGAUGGAAGAAAUGGAAGGAAAGCCUUUGGAAGUCCCUGUGAAUGGGAUGCAACAGGAGAAAAAGAAAAAGCAGGUAAAAAAUGUGGACAAUGACAAGAGGCGGCGCUCUAUAUUGCCAUGGAAACAAAAUAAGAAAUCAGUGAAAAGUUUGGGCAAGAAGGGUAAAGAGGAUGUGGAUAAAGGUGUGGAUCCAGCCCCAGCAAGUGCCAGUGCCAGCGUGGUGCUAAAGAAGGCUCCAGGCCCAGGCAUUGACCUCAGUACAAUGAGAAAAGAAGUUUUUCACCCUAAAGAUAUCCGUGAUGCCCCAGAAUCCCACUUCAAGUUUUGUCGUAUUGUUAUGCCUGAUGGGUCCACCACUGUAGUGUGCGCCAAACCUGGGCAAACAUCACGCUCUGUGCUGAGCAAACUUUGUGAGAAAAGAUCCGUCUCCAUCGCCUCUGUUGAUGUCUUCCUGCUGGGAUCUGAUCAGCCCUUAGAUUUAAAUGAGGACAUAUCUACCCUGGGAUCCAAGGAGAUCGUCAUAGAGAGACGAGUGCUGUUUAGACUGGACCUACCAAACGGCAAGUCUAUAGGCGUCAAAGCCAAGCCUAACCGCACUAUACGUGAUGUCUUCAAACCUAUUCUCAACAAAUAUGGCUUACGUCUGGAUAAUGUUGGCGUUCAUUUGAUUGGCUCUCAAGAACUUUUGGAUUUAGAUGGUUCAGUGUCUGAACUGGACAACCAGCGAGCUGUGGUUGUCUUGGGUGUAGAUCUGGAAGAGAGGCAGGGGUCACUGGCCUCCCGCGCACCUGUGGGCCGCCACAAGGUAGGACACAAUGGCUCGCGUGGUGGCUCUGGUGGCUCACUGGAAGAGAUAACCAAUCAAAUAUUUGAUGAUUUAAUGCGAGGGAAAAGCCAAUUGGCCCAUGGCUUUGAUGAGCUGGGUGUUCUGGAGUUAGACAAGGCCAAGGGUUACAAAAACGAAGAGGUGCGCUCUUUGGGUUUAUUCGCGCUCCUGAGAAAAGAGUCAGUAAAAGACAAGAGCAGCAGAACAAAAGGCAAGGUGACCUUUGCCCUCCCACGGAAUGAAGCCAAGAAAAAGGGAAGCACCAGAGAAGGUGAGCGAUUAUUUGAAAUGCUUUCAAGUGCCCAGAGGUUACGUCUGGAAGAACAGCGUGGCGUGCAGGUGUCCACAGGAGAGCUGCCCUCAUUUUUGUGUCAGCCUGACGCUAGGGCAGGGCAUGACGUCAGCACCACACUGGCUGGGAACAUGUUUGAUGAUGUAGCUGAGAUCUCUAAGGCAGGAUUCUUGAGGUCUCGAGGCAAGAAGGUGGAGAAGACAUCAGACAGCACCCAAGAGGUGGCGCCUCAUAUCAAGAAGACAUCAGACAGCACCCAAGAUUUGGCGUCUCCUAUCAAGAAGACAUCAGACAGCACCCAAGAUUUGGCGCCUCAUAUCAAGAAGACAUCAGACAGCACCCAAGAUUUGGCGCCUCAUAUCAAUGACAAGUGGAGGGUAAAUGGCAGCCACUUGUCAUUAGCUGCUCACAUUGACAGUUACUUUGAAAAGUCUCCCCUGAUCAUUGACUCAGAGCCCAACAGAGCCCACAGAUCAGAGAGGCUUGUUGUCCAGGCUCCUGUGGCAUCCCCUGAAAACUUUUCUCCUGAAAGCAAAAAGCUCAAAAGUUGUCCACAAGUUAAAAACUCUGCUGUACCAAACAGACAAUUGUCAGUUUCCCCCACAUCGCUCCCAUCACACUCCCCCACACCGCUGCCACCACACUCCCCCACACCACACUCCUCCAGAACAAACUCAAGCAAUGCUUCACCAGUUGCCAACGUGUCUGACAAGAAUUAUUCUGUCACCCUCAAGGCUCCCUCUAGCUCCAACAUUAGCCAUCCUCUAGGAGCUAGUAACUCUCCCAAGCAACUCUCUGACUCUACAAAUGGAUUACCUGUACAGCUGGUUUCACCUAGGAUAUCUCCAGGUGAGACUUGUGUGGCCAGCAACAUUGUCCGCGCUUCUCCCAGGCUUGACCAGCCUCCCAGCUACAGACAACUUGAUCCUCCACCUUACAAAAAACGAACAUCGCUGUCCUCAAUCAAUACAAAUUCUUCCAGUGGGAAAGCUGUAUUCAUUGCAAAUUCAUUUCACCAAAAUGAAAAGCAGAUAAUUGAGAUGUCUCCCGCAUGUUCAAGGUCAGCAUUUAACUCACCCACCUGGGACCAGCUGUCUCCACCAAAGUCAACAUUUUACUCACCCACACAAAAUGGUGGAAUGAAGAGUCCACUCCACACACCAUCAGCACUGGAGUUUGUGGAGAAAAGAAAUCAGUUGAAUCAUCACUCAAGCCCACACCCCAGCUCCCUACACCUCCCAUAUCAACUAGUAGACCCAGAAGAUGAAACGGUUACAUUUGUGUGAAACUCCUUUUGUUCCUUGUCAACUUGGUGGCAUUAUUUAAGUUUGUGUCAGGCUAACUUGAAGCCUCCUAGACUAGCAGUUUUGAUCAGCUCGUUAAUAGAAAACUAAUCCGGUGAUGUCUAGAUGAAUUUUAAAGUAUUUUAAAGGAUCCAAUGUCAAAACCCUUAACACACAUUUUCCCAUUCAUGUAACAAAACCUUUAUAUUCUUGAUACAUAUAUAUUAACCCAGAUUUUGACCAGGGCUGUGGGUUGUGUUAUGGUUGUCUAAACUGUUUUACCAGGACUAGGUUGUGUAAUGGUUGUCUAAACUAUUUGACCAAGACUGUAUGGGUUGUGUUAUGGUUGUCUAAACUAUUUGACUUGGACUGUGGGUUGUGUUAUGGUUGUCUAAACUAUUUGACUUGGACUGUAUGGGUUGUGUUAUGGUUGUCUAAACUAUUUGACUAGGACUGUAUGGGUUGUGUUAUGGUUGUCUAAACUAUUUGACUUGGACUGUAUGGGUUGUGUUAUGGUUGUCUAAACUAUUUGACUAGGACUGUGGGUUGUGUUAUGGUUGUCUAAACUAUUUGACUAGGACUGUGUUAUGGUUGUCUAAACUAUUUGACUAGGACUGUAUGGGUUGUGUUAUGGUUGUCUAAACUAUUUGACUAGGACUGUGUUAUGGUUGUCUAAACUAUUUGACUAGGACUGUGUUAUGGUUGUCUAAACUAUUUGACUAGGACUGUAUGGGUUGUGUUAUGGUUGUCUAAACUAUUUGACUAGGACUGUAUUAUGGUUGUCUAAACUAUUUGACUAGGACUGUGUUAUGGUUGUCUAAAC
Physella acuta is the source of this 6340-nucleotide messenger RNA. RefSeq names its product regulator of G-protein signaling 12. The record is from RefSeq and is a predicted model, not a curated record. Lineage: Eukaryota; Metazoa; Mollusca; Gastropoda; Physidae. Gene Ontology annotation, cellular component: plasma membrane; nucleus; cytoplasm. Gene Ontology annotation, molecular function: protein binding; GTPase activator activity. Gene Ontology annotation, biological process: regulation of G protein-coupled receptor signaling pathway; signal transduction.